AUGGCCAGCCCAUCCUUCAGGACUUCUCAUCUUUUCACCAUCUCGGGGCUGCUCUAUUACUCCACCUGCUUGGGAGUGUCGACUUCUGCUAAUGUGGAAGACAGCCCCAACCAUCCUAACAGGUCACACUUUCCUCUCUGCCAGGGACAAAAGGGUGACCCUGGAGUGACGGGUCCGCCUGGCCUCCCUGGACCUCCCGGCAAACUUGGCCCCCCAGGAGCACCAGCUUCAGGACAAUCUGUAAUUGGACCCAAAGGGGAAAGAGGACCUCCUGGGCCUCCAGGAAGAUGUCUUUGUAGAUCUUCCAUGAAUAUGAAUAACCCAUCAUAUGAGGACUAUGAGCAUGGACCGAACUACCCCAGAGUGCCUGUGAUUUUUGUGGUGAACAAUGGGGAGGAGCUGGAGCGGCUGAGCACCCGAAACGCAAUCGCUUUUCGUAAAGACCAGAGAGCUCUCUAUUUCAAGGACAGUGUUGGCUGGCUCCCCAUCCAGCUUACCCCUUUCUAUCCUGUGGAUUACCCUGUAGACCAUGGCAGCUCUUGUGGAGAUGGGAUCCUACAACCGGGGGAGGAGUGUGAUGAUGGCAACAACAUGGUGGCUGACGACUGCAUAAGAUGUCAUCGAGCAUAUUGUGGAGAUGGUUAUCGACACGAAGGUGUGGAAGACUGUGAUGGAAGGGACUUUGGCUAUCUGACUUGUGAGACCUAUCUCCCAGGGUCCUAUGGGGAAUUGAGAUGUACUUCACACUGCUACAUUGACUCCACACCGUGUCGCUAUUUCACAUGAAGUGAUGCAAGGUGGACAGUAUCCCCUGUGGAAUGGACAGCAGCUGCCAUGACACUAAUUCAGACUGGCAUAGUCAUGCCAAAUCUCUGCAUGAAGAAAACAAAAACCAACCAUCUUGCUGCUGACGGCUAUUGGAGAUGUAUGCUUAAUUAGUUCUGACUGGAAGAAAAAUGGACCACUGUAUCCUUGUCUUAAUCCAAAAUGUAGAUGGCAUCUCAUAGACUCACUCGUGGGAGCU
Trichosurus vulpecula (common brushtail) is the source of this 1024-nucleotide messenger RNA. It is a transcript of the gene COLQ, whose product is annotated as collagen like tail subunit of asymmetric acetylcholinesterase. The coding region runs from base 1 to 786 and encodes 261 amino acids. NCBI's taxonomy places the organism in Eukaryota, Metazoa, Chordata, Mammalia, Diprotodontia, Phalangeridae. The transcript has 7 exons. The record is from RefSeq and is a predicted model, not a curated record.